Messenger RNA from Plodia interpunctella (Indianmeal moth), 1049 nucleotides. RefSeq lists its product as uncharacterized. NCBI's taxonomy places the organism in Eukaryota, Metazoa, Arthropoda, Insecta, Lepidoptera, Pyralidae. The transcript is spliced from 12 exons. The record is from RefSeq and is a predicted model, not a curated record. The coding region runs from base 280 to 726 and encodes 148 amino acids.
AGAAUAUUGUUGCGUGGUAUAAUUUAAUAUAGUAUAUUUAUAAUUUAGUAGAAAAUUUAACACGAAAAUCGAAAACCAAUAACGACCUAUUUAUUAUUCGAUAUAUCUCUAAUACCGAAUAUUCCAUAAAAAAAAACUUACAUAUAGUUUCCAUGUAUGCACGUAAGUAGGUGAUAUAAAAUUGGUCAAUCACUUAUCGUAAAAAAUACACAAUAAAAAUAAAACGUUUUCGCAAUUUUUUGUGGAAAAAUGUGUACGAAUGCGGCUUGAACAAGAAAAAUGGAUACAUGCUUGAUUUUUAUUUGCAUCUCUUUAACGGUAAUUUCAAAUACCGUUGGAAAUAUACAUGAUGCCCCAGAUUCGUUACGUAAACACUAUGGUAACAACAGGCAAAAACUAUUAGAUUUAGACUAUGGUAUCCAUCUGUCAAGCGUUGAAGUAGGUAAAGGCAAAGAUGGCAAAGAUUUUGACGUUUCCGAUAGAGUAGCGGUUUACGAUUCACCGGAAAAUGUGACAGAAGAUAAAAAAAGCAAAAAAAGACUAUCUGGUCCUUCGGGCGGAUUGAAGUCGGUCACUAUAAAACCAACGCGGUGUACUACUGGGAAAGCCAUUACUUUGGACCCUGAUUUUAAGCCUGAAAGUGAAGGUGAGUAUUAUUAUGUCAGUCAUAAUGUGCCAUGUGAUCGUGCCGGGAACGGCUCCCGAUGCGGGGACUCAACGGUUUAAUGCACAGACAUUUUUUGCCAUGCGUUAAAUAAAACAAGAUCUCUCUGGUGACAAUAAACCUCGUGUUCCUAAUUGACUUUUGAGAAUCUUACACAUUUUUUUUUUAUAAUAAUUACCCUCCUAAUUUUCAGAAACAAAGGAGAUUAAGGAUAUCGAUAUUGUACCUGAUAAGGAUGUGAAUUCAACUGACGUCAACGACGAUGGCAUGUCCACGCUUGUGACACAGAAGUACCAGAGACCCCCUGGACCUAAUGUCCUGCCUGAUUACUAUGUAGAUGACAAUUAAAAAAUAUCGAUGACCAAAUUGCAUUUUAUUUUCAUCC